AUGGUGGCGACGGGUCAACACGCGGCUCACUCUGAUGAGUCAUUCGCUGUGGUCGANCUAAACCGGAUAGGAAAUGGUGGCGGUUAUCUCCUAAACCAAGGCUUUCCGUUGUUCCUCAGUGAAUUUGGUAUAGAUGAAAGAGGAGGAAACGCUAAUGAUGACCGCUAUAUUGAGUGUUUAACCGGUUGGGCUGCUGAAAAUGACCUCGAUUGGUCGCUUUGGGCUCUUACUGGAAGCUAUUACUUAAGACAAGGUGUGGUUGGGAUGAUUGAGUAUUAUGGUGUGUUGGAUUCGGAUUGGAUUAGUGUUCGGAACUCAAGUUUCUUGCAAAAAAUCUCUCUUCUUCAAUCUCCGCUUCAAGGACCGGGCCCUCGAACCGAUGCUUACAAUCUGGUUUUCCAUCCUUUAACCGGACUAUGCAUGGUACAAUCUCUCAUUGACAAGACAAUGCUUACUCUUGGACCGUGCAAUAGUUCCGAACCAUGGAGCUACACUAAAAAAGCACUAAGAAUCAAAGACCGGCCUUUGUGUUUACAGAGCAACGGACCAAAUAACCCGGUUACGAUGACUCUAACGAGCUGCUCUACAUCCAGUUCGAAAUGGCAGAACGUCUCAGCCUCUAGGAUGCACCUAUCUUCAGCAGCAAGUAACAAUACUUCUCUUUGCCUUGACGUAGAUGCAACCAACAAUAACGUGGUGGCUAAUGCUUGCAAGUGUCUCAGCAAAGACAGCUCGUGUGAGCCAAUGAGCCAGUGGUUUAAAAUCAUUAAAGCCACAAGGCCAUUGAAGGGAUCGAGUUUGCAUAAAGAGAUGUUGUAAAGCACUUUCCUUACUAUACCUAAUUAUAAAUUUAAUUUAGUGAAUAAAUAUUAUUUUUAAA
This is a messenger RNA of Camelina sativa (false flax), 880 nucleotides long. The record is from RefSeq and is a predicted model, not a curated record. Lineage: Eukaryota; Viridiplantae; Streptophyta; Magnoliopsida; Brassicales; Brassicaceae.